Messenger RNA from Dicentrarchus labrax (European seabass), 1591 nucleotides. Its product is annotated as alanine aminotransferase 2-like. Bases 7 to 1434 code for a protein of 475 amino acids. NCBI's taxonomy places the organism in Eukaryota, Metazoa, Chordata, Actinopteri, Moronidae. Gene Ontology annotation, biological process: biosynthetic process. Gene Ontology annotation, molecular function: L-alanine:2-oxoglutarate transaminase activity; pyridoxal phosphate binding. The transcript has 11 exons. The record is from RefSeq and is a predicted model, not a curated record.
GUGGAGAUGAGUUCUGUGCAGGAGAUGAACCCCAGGGUCCGGGGGAUCAGAGCCACAGUGAGCCUGCAGAGUCUGGCUGCACGCCUCACAGAGGAGAUCAUGCAGGGAGCCAAGAAACCCUUCAAGAAGGUGACUGAUGUCAGUUCAGGUGAUCCCCAAAGGGCGGGAAUGUCUCCCAUCUCAUUUGUUCGCCAGGUCUUGGCAGUGUGUUUGUACCCUCAGCUCCUCAAAGAAAAAAGCCUUCCUCUGGAUGUAAGGCAGAGGGCACAGAAGCUUCUGGGGUCCUGUGGUGGAGGCAGCGUGGGUUCGUACUCUAAAACCUCCUGCGGUAUACCACACGUCCACAAAAGUGUUGCUGAGUUCAUCACGAGGCGAGAUGGUGGAGUGAGCUCACACCCGGAAAACAUCAUCUUCUCUAGUGGUUCUCAGAAGACUUUGUCUCUGGUUUUGCACCUGAUGGCCAGUGGCGAGGGGGAGACUCAGACAGGCGUGUUGACCCCGGUGCCCUGCCCGCAUACCCUGCCCAUGCUGCUGGAUGAGACCGGGGUGGCGCUGAUGCCCUACCAACUGAUGGAGGGCCGAGGCUGGGCUUUAGACCUGGAUGAGCUGCACCAAGCUUUGAAGACUGCCAGGGGGCGCUGUGAGCCCAGAGCCAUUUACAUCAGCAACCCAGGAAACCCCACAGGUCAUGUGCAAGACAGGAAAACCAUGGAGGAGGUGAUUCGUUUUGCUGCAACCGAGGGCCUCGUCCUGUUGGCUGAAGAGGUGUACCAGGACAGUGUGUUCGGACAGGGCAGAGAGUUCUUAUCCUAUAAGAAAGUCCUGUUUGAAAUGGGAAAAAAGUACUCAGAGACAGUUGAGUUGAUCUCUUUCAACUCGAUAUCCAGCGCCUCUAUGGGAGAGUGUGGUCUGAGAGGAGGUUAUAUGGAGGUAAUCAACAUGGACCCAGCAGUCAAUAAUUAUUUGAGAAGUAUGCAGGGAACCUCCAGCCCUCCAGUUUUACCUCAGCUCGCUCUGGAGGUCAUGGUCAAUCCACCCUCACCUGGAGAUCCGUCCUAUGAAACAUACACACAGGAGAUUCGUCGCACUCUGACAACUCUUUCCCAGAAUGCUCAGCGUGCUUGUGAGUUCCUGAAUGAUCUACCAGGGAUGAACUGCCAGCCAGCGAUGGCGGGAGUCUUUCUUUAUCCCAGUCUGCAUUUACCACCUCAGAUGAUAGAGGAGGCCAAGAUGUUGGGGGUGGAGGCAGAUGUACUUUACUGUCAGAGGUUUCUGGAAGAGGAAGGUGUGUGUUUGGGAUCGGGCUGUGAGAACGGACAAGAGGAUCAAAACUACCAUAUCAGGCUGUGUGUUUUGGCUCCUCCUGCCACGCUAGAGGAGGUCUUGGCACGCCUUCGUUCUUUCCACCUGCUCCAGCUGGGCAGAUUUCCCUGACAGAAAUGUCAAGGACACAGACUUUUGGGAAUAACACCAAAACCUGAUUUACAUGGUUGUCCUCCAAUGACUGUAACACUGUUUUCUUUCUUUCAUUUUGUUUACUGCCAAUUGUUUAAAUUACCACUGUCAAUAAAAGGAAUAACUUACUUAUUGA